Hydatigera taeniaeformis is the source of this 4533-nucleotide messenger RNA. NCBI's taxonomy places the organism in Eukaryota, Metazoa, Platyhelminthes, Cestoda, Cyclophyllidea, Taeniidae. The record is from the annotation of a GenBank genome assembly.
AUGAAUCUCAUUUUUCUCGGGAAGCAAUUUUCUGGCAAAUCAACACUCAUCGCACGGCUCAAAAAUGAUCUUCUUGUUGCCGAAAAAGAUAAUCCUUCGGCUUUUGAGUACAACUACAUUGACCUGAAGUAUUCUGAAGGCGAAAACCAAAUGACAGCAAAUGCAUGGUUGCUGGCCUCGGAUUUGGGCAUGGAAAAGCAUCUGCGUUUCAUCUUAACUCCAAAAAACAUAUGGAACAGCCUCAUUACUAUAUGCGUCAGUUUGGGAGAGCCGUGGGAGGCGGAGGAGUCCAUCAAUCAGGCUCUCCAGCUCGUGGAGGACCACAUAAACCAAAUGCAAGAGCUGUAUGCAAUCGAACAGGAGGAAUUGCAAAGCAGCCUUGAACGAUAUUUGCGCGGUUAUGUUGAUCCCACUACGGAGGCGAAACUGCCCAACUCACCAACUUCAUCAACAGGACGUCGAAUGAGUAUCGUGCUAGGUCACAGCGAAGAGGGCAGCGAAUGUGGUGGUGAUGAAAAUGGCGAGCAAUGGCAAUGGAAUUGUCUCCAUCCUGAUGACUUCUCAGAUCCAGGCAAUCCUUUGCCUCCUUUGAAUGAGGGCGCUUGUACGAGAAAGACGCUUGUUCCCGUUCUAAUUGUUGCCACCAAGAGCGAUCUUAUCGAACACCUACAGACUGUUCUUGGCUACACCGAGGAAACAUUGGAUGCUAUUCAACUGCGUCUGCGACAAAUGGCCUUCGAGAUUGGCGCUGGUCUCAUCUACACAUCGGCGCGGAAGAUGACAAAUAUAAACCUUUUCAAGCGAUAUUUACAACACCGUCUAUUCGGCGAGGAGUUUCUGGACACGGCACAAAUUUUGCAACAGGAGAGCAUAUUUAUACCCGCCGGUUGGGAGACCCUUGCCAAGAUGGAAGUGGUUUCAGCACAGUUGCCGGAGAAUUCAGUAGGCAUUCCGUGUAAACCACCUAUCGGUCUAAGAAUACGCCUUUGCAACUCUGCUCGUGGGUUCGCCUCACCUUACACCUCACAAAGAGGAAGUAAAUAUUUGAAAACUGAGGAAUUUGUGAAGGCCGAGGAUGAACAGACUUUUCUUAUGCGCAUCCGCAACAAACUCAACGUCUUGGAGGCCAGUGAGGAGGCAAAUUUGAAACAGAGAGUCAUUGAGGAUGGCGAAAUGGCACGUCGGCUCCACCAUGGACGAUCAGCAAGCAUCGCUAUAGGAAUGGAGAUGAGGAAGAGGGAGAGAGUACGUAAACUAGAGACAAAUGUUGAAGGGGACGAGGACGAGGAGGAAGUGGCAGUGCUGAGCAACUUUUUCACUACCCUCCUCAAUAAACGCCACUCCAUGCUCCCUCAGUCCUCCUUGCACUCCAGGCAUUUGGAUUCCCUUUCGCAGGACCAGAGCCUCGCCAUUCAGAAGAUUCUUGCGAGUCCUAGUUUGGGUUCCCUUGAUUUGACAUUUGCAAAAUGCAAGACUUUCAAAGUAAAAUACCUCGAGCCAAAAAACAAUACUUACAAUCAGAAAGGCAUUGAGAGGACAUUGGAAGAAUGUGAUUCCACGCCAAAAGAUGAUGCUGUUUGUAAUGUAGAUGAAAAAGCCAAACCAAGCUACUGUCACCUAGCCGAUCCAAUGGAGGAGACAACGAUGGAAGACUUGUCUUCGAGAAGGCACGUAACUUUCAGGUCGGAGAACACAGAACCAAGAAGUGAAGCAGGAUUAGAAUUUGAAUUAGACGCCUCAUCUCUCUUACAAGUCACCGAACAUGAGGAUGCGGAAGUGGAACCUCCACCUAACCAAACUGAGGCACCGAUCACUGCAGAGUCCGCUGAGACAGAGGAGGCUGUGGGGAUUGCCAAUGCUUCAGACCGCAGCCUGUCUCCUGAUACCACUUGCAAGGAGGAAGGCAUGGAUUUGAGUGGAGCUGCAGUUGCACUAGCAACUGAAGACAGAGGAGAAGUCGAAGCUCAAAUACUGGAUGACAAUGGGCCCACCUUAGCUGACGAGCUUAGUCAGGAAAUCAUGGGUGGAGAAGACUACGUUGGACCAACGUCAAGGGAAGCAGGAGAGGAGGCGGAGACGGAUGCGGCGACUGGAGGCUGCUCAAAGGAGGCAUCAGCCUCAAUUGACGGAGAGCAUCACCGUGAGGCCACAAAUAAGGACCCCGAGGAUUCAACCAACGACAUCCAAUGCGUGAAAAUGAUGGGAGAACCGAAAGUGGAGAACGCAUCGAAGCCCGAGGCCGAGACGCUCCCUCAUGCCGGUGCAGAGGUUGAACCAAGAAGGGAAGACGACAAUCAGGAUGCGGACGACGGAACUCUAAAAAUGGAAGAAUAUUUAGGUGAUGAGGAAGGAGACAAUGCAUCUUCGUCAGCCAUACAGACACAAAGGAACGAGCAUCAUCAAGGAGCUAAAAAGGAUGGUUUCGAUGGAGUUACGUGUGAAUCAAAGUGGCAGGGAAUGUUGGAGGAGGAGGAGGAGGAGGUCACAACGGAGCUAAAGGUUGAGGCGACCGCCACCGUUAACGCAGAAAGUGAAGAAAGAAACGAAGAUGCCGCCAAGUCAGGGGUAGAGGCUCCUUCACUGGUGGAGGGCAAUCGGUGUGGUGAAGAAGAACGAGAAAAUGAAACUGAGGCACUCAGCAGUGAGUCACAGAACGAGAGCCAAAGAGGUGAUGCCGUAGACAAUCCAACAGCCAAACAGAGGUGUGAAGACAAGAAUAAGAACGAUGGUAAGCUCAUUUGGAGGGGAUUUAUUCGCCGAUGCAAUGCGGAGAACUUUACUGUCUGUGGCCUUACCUACACAGAGUGUCAACAGGAGUGCUUGGAGGGGGACCAGGACAAACCACGAUGUGGAUUAAAUUUGGGAGAGAUGAUGGGGGGACUGCAAGAGGCGGAUUUCACAUCCGAUGCCAAACAGGGAGACCAUUUUGACACCCACCCAGUGAUAGAGGAGUCAAAGACGACUGAGGCGGACUUAAGAAGUGCUGAAUACGACUCUCCACCUUCAGCAGUCAUUGAGACACAUUGGAAAGGAUCUUCAAGUGAAACAGAAAAAGGUGGUGUAUCCGGCGAUCUGACAGCGGUGCUCCAAGAAGUAGAUGUUAAAGAAGCGUUGCCUGGAGAACCUCACCCAGAGGCCAGAGAUGAGGAUGAGGAUGAAGAUCAGCCUCUAGUGCAGCUGGAAGGUGCAACGGAGACGAGGGCUACAAUUGAACUCGAUGUGAUGACAGACCAUUCCAUCGGUGAUGCAGAACGUUGUCAGGACGCCUUAGAGGAGGGUGAGGGUAAAGCUCAGUCGGAUUCUAGGUUGAUGGAAGCGACGGAAGUGGAAAUUGAGGAUAUUUCUGAUGGAGAUGGUGAGGAGCAUGGAAACCACGUGGAGAAAGUUCACAAAUCGUCAGAUAAGGAGGAAGAUGAGACGAAAGACGGGGUAAAUGUUACUGACCAUGAUGACACCGAUGAUGCAGUUUCUGGACUUGGAGCAGGUGAUGUGACCGGCUUUGAUGAAAUGGCGCUUUCACACUCGGCAUUGAUAGGCGUUCGUGGCGGACUCUGCGCAAUGAUUAUGUGGCUUGCACAGGAGGAAUUUCGUUGUCACCGCUUUACGUUCGCUUAUUUUGCCAUUCCCGAAGAUGUAAAACGGAAAGCAUUCAAACGCCAACCUACAGAAGAACCAGCGGAUGAGGUGAACUUGGAGCACUUGGCAGCAAACGGCAACAUGGUCUGUGAAGGCGUGGAUUAUGACAGUACGUCAGUGGGACAAGCGAAUGCUCAAGAUGGCGUGGAAAACGUGUCAGAAGGCGUACCACUAGACAAAGGACUUGACAGCCAACGUGAAGAUGUGGACGCUCCUCUUGGAGGUGGGCAAGUGGCUGAGAUUUUGACGCACAUUCUAGGUAAGGCGAACUUUAGAGUUGAGGAGGAAGAAUGCACAUUGUCAGAUAAAAAGGAGGACGAAAAGGCGAGGGAGGAGGAGGAGGAGGUGAAAGAGGCAAAAGGCGAGGUAGACGGGACUGGUCAAGAUGACGAGGAGGAGGAAUGGGGCGCACAGACUUCGGCAGAAGUACCACAGGAGACCGUCCAACUGACAAGCGAAGUGGAAUUGGAGGAUUCUACUCAGACGGGAGAAGUCGUUGACGAAACGAUUAGCGACUUGGCGAGCCCUGAAAAUCGCAAGGAGUGUGAAAAUCGUGAGACUGAACUACUGGAGGCAGGAAAGAGUGACGAAAGCCUGAAUUGGGACCGACUCGCAAACCCUUCUGAGGAUCAGCACGCACAGCAAUCAGAAAUUGCUGUCCACGGAGAUGCUGAGGUCAGCAAGGAACCCGGACACAAGAGUUGGCCCGCUGACGAUGGUAUUGAGAAUGGAAUAAGUGAAGGUGGGAGAGAGAUGGAGGCGACAUGUGUUCAUCGGUUCUGCAGUCUCCAGCGCCUCAAUGAAAUUGAUCCACCAGGGGAAUCCUCAAUCAAGUUUCUUGCCAUGUCUAAAUCGGAAAAAAAGGCAAAUACAGUAGUUGGUCGCUCAGAUAAAUAG